AUGACCCAGGGAGAACUUGGCAAACCCAUCAUAGACGCAUUCCUCAUUGAUCCAGCCAUCAUAUUAAUAGUGGUGGGUGUUGUCAUGUUUUUCAUCACCUACUGUGGAUGCAACAGAACACUGCAUGAAAACAAUCAUCUCCUUAAAACAUUUUCUUUCAGCCUCACUCUGGUCUUCAUCGUCCAACUGAUAAUAGCAAUCCUGUGCUUUUUCUUGUCCUUUCAGAUACGGGAUGCUCUGGGCAAGCUUGUGAAGAAACAUUGUUCCAUUGUUCAUUACCAUGAUGACCUGGACAUUCAAAAUCUCGUGGAUUACAUUCAAUGAGGCACGUCUUGCAUGUGCUGUGGCUGGAACAACUACACUGACUGGUCCUGGAACAUCUACUUUAACUGCAGUCAGAGAAACCCAAGCAAUGAGACAUGUACAGUUCCUUUCUCCUGCUGCACCCCUGUUUCAAGAGAGAACGUGAUCAAAACCAUGUGUGGUUUUGGGGUUCAAACUCAAACUCUUGCGGCAUCCAUUUACACAGAGGGAUGUUCUGACAGUGCAGUGAUGUGGACUGAAUCUCAUCUGCUGUUAGUCGGGACUCUGGCUUUGGGUCUCGCUCUACCACAGAUUGCAGGUAUUGUGCUCUCUCAGAUGCUCGUUUCUCAGAUCAACAGCGAGAUUAACUCACUGCUGUAG
Tachysurus vachellii is the source of this 684-nucleotide messenger RNA. RefSeq names its product tetraspanin 33b (gene tspan33b). Lineage: Eukaryota; Metazoa; Chordata; Actinopteri; Siluriformes; Bagridae. Gene Ontology annotation, cellular component: membrane. The record is from RefSeq and is a predicted model, not a curated record.